Molecule: messenger RNA, 2436 nt
Organism: Durio zibethinus
Lineage: Eukaryota; Viridiplantae; Streptophyta; Magnoliopsida; Malvales; Malvaceae
Source: RefSeq, a predicted model, not a curated record
CGUUAUAUAUAAGGGCCAUCGCUUUGGCACUUUAUUUACUCUUUUUAUCUCUCGCUUUGAAGCUUGGCGGCAGUGUUCUUCAAAGCCUCUGCUUAGCGAGAAACCUCUGAGUAAGUAACCGUCAUGAAGGAAAGAGAAAAGUACAUCACGGUGAAUGAGAGAAUAGAAUUUGCUGAUCAGAUGUCCCGAGAACCAGGUGUUAAAACAAAACGAAAGAGAGAGGAUUUAAACAUCAUUAAUGGCAGUUCUAAGUCUAGAAGGAAGGGAAUCAGUAAGGAAACCAAGAUCAUGGAACAAAAAGUUGAUAGGGUGGAUUAUAUCUCACAAUUGCCUGAACAUAUUAUCCAUCACAUCAUCAGUUUCCUGCGUUGUAAAAAAGAUGCAGCUAGAACGAGUAUCUUGUCAAAGAGAUGGAGAGAUAUGUGGGUUUCUUUCUCAAAUUUAGUCUUUGAUCAACGGAAAUUCCAUGGACAAGUGAGACGUUUAGAAACGCUUUCUGAAGAACAAAUUCAGAAAAUCAAGAAUGUGGAGAUGUUUCGAAAUUAUGUUGAUAACACUCUGCAAAGACAUGUGGAGCUAAAAGAUAGGAGUAUACAGAAAUUUGUGCUUCAUAUGACUCACUAUAAUUCUGAACUGACUACUUGUAUGGAUAAGUGGAUUGAUUUGGCGCUAAAAUACAAUAUCAAAGAGUUAGAACUCCAUGUCCCUGGGUAUUUGCAUGGAUGCUACAGAUUACCUCAAUGUGUAUUUGCUGCCAACACAAUAACUGCAUUAAGGGUUUAUGGGUGUAAGUUGCGACCUUGUAAUAAUCUAAAACUUUCUAAUCUGCAAAAAGUUUGCCUUGGAAAACUCUAUGUCAAUGAAUGGAUGAUUGAGAAUCUGAUCCGUAGCUGCCCUCUGCUUGAGGAUUUUAGACUCAUCUACCCUAUUGGAUUAAAAACUUUUAAGGUUCCCAAUCUUCCUAAACUUAAAAGGGUUGAUUUGCACACUUGCUCUGGGCUGCGGGAGGUUAACCUUCAAGCAUCAAAUCUUGAAACAUUUUGGUAUCUUGGGAAGAAAUAUUUGCCUUGCAAAAUUGAGUUGUCCACAUGCAACACCCUUAAGAAUUUGACAUUAGAGGAUGCUAAACUGAAGGAUGAGUUGUUUCAAAAACAUCUCUCUUGUUUCCUUGUCCUUGAGAAAUUGGUUCUAAGCAAGUGUAAUGCCUUGGAAAAUAUUAUAAUUUCAAGUUUUAAGCUUAAGACACUUAUUUUAAGAGAAUGCAAGCAGCUAGAGGAGGCAGAUAUUGAUACCCCAAACCUUCUUUCAUUCGAGUACAAGGGUGAUAAGAUGCCCUUUUCUUCCUUGAAUCCUACAAGUUUAAAAGAAGCUAAGCUUUAUUUUAAACCAUCAAGACCAGAAGUUAAUACUAGAUUCCACAAAGGAGAUGAUCAUACUCCUUGGUUUGCUAAAUUGCAAGCAUUUCUUGAGAGGUUUGAUUACUCUAGAGGAUUGAAACUCAUGGCCCGCUCCAAUAAGAAUAUUGUCGUUUAUGAAAAACCAAAGGGAAUUUUUCUUCCGCGUGUCUAUGAUCUCAAACUUGACGUGGUCAAGUCAUCAGUAGCUCUUGAGGAUCUGUUGGAUGAUAUUUUACGAACAUGGCAUCCAGAGACAUUAUCAUCAUUGUCAAUUUCCAGAAGCAAUCUCCCCAAGCUAGUACGUAAGAGACUAAUAGGCAGAGAGAAGGAGCCCAGCUGCUGCACAUACAAUAUUCCCGGUACUAAAUGCUGGCGGCACUUUCUGGAAUAUGUCAAAACUGAGAACCUUGUCAAUAACAAAGAUACGUCUGAAUGGAUUGCUUGGUUGAGGUCAUCUCGAUCUAUGUUCAAAAUCAAUUGUUUCAAAUUAACUUGGAAAUCCCGGAAACAUGUUAGUCAGGAAUAGACUAAUGUUUAAUUGAAUAUGAUCAGACUAGAGUUUGGAGGGUUUUUUUUUUUUUUUUAUUGUAUUGGUAUUGUUACUGAAUUUUUAUCAUUGGGUCUGUACUUUUUUGGUUGUGAACCCAUUACAUGUUUUUGUUAAACAGAAACUCCAAUACCUACCACAGGUGCUUUAUUUUAAUCUCUUAGGAAUUUACUGUGAUGAUUGGUAUCAUAUUGGCAGCAACAGACAGCUGGAUUGCUAUUAUUGCAACCGAAUAAAUAAAAAAUAUAUAUAUUUGUUGAAAUGUUUUCUGAUGAAAGAAAAAGCAGAGGGAAAAGCUAUGGCGUAAAUCCCAAUCCUCUGAAGGAGCAAAUGGUAUCUGAUUCCAGUUUCUGUCUAUAUUAGAACCACUUUCCACUCUUAGUAUUGCCAAUACCCCAAAAAAACUAGACGGUUCCUUAGUUUAAGGAGAAGAGCAAAGCUCAUCUUUUAUUCUGAAUUCAGCAUCCGAUCUUCCAACUUCUGCUGGUUGAU